Molecule: messenger RNA, 2453 nt
Organism: Sycon ciliatum
Lineage: Eukaryota; Metazoa; Porifera; Calcarea; Leucosolenida; Sycettidae
Product: phospholipase B1, membrane-associated-like
Exons: 1
Coding region: 403-1710 (435 amino acids)
Biological process (GO): phospholipid metabolic process
Molecular function (GO): glycerophospholipase activity
Source: RefSeq, a predicted model, not a curated record
UGACAAGGCCGGACCAAGGACACAGCGGCUGUCCUGCACAAGUCCGAAGUUUGAAGUGGCAACCACCUGUCUACCCGACAGGCUGAGCAGUGCUGCAGCAGCAGUUGUAGUAUGCUAGUAGUAACGACGACGUUUAGUUCGCUUGAACUUACUUACUUGAAGGCAGAUCUACCCACCCGGCCAAGCCAGUCGAUUCAAAUUCAAGACAAGCAGCUGCAGUUUGUUUUCUGAAAACGUGGAAGAAAUUAAUUUGUCCGAAAGGUGAUGCUCAUCGAGUAGCAGAUAGACAGGCGGUAGCAACUCCAAUUGGCAAAUGGACCACUUGUAAGCCCUGUAGAUCCACAAGACAAACACGCGGAGGACCUCUCGCCGCGUCUUCAAGCCACUGGAGGUUUAGUUACAAUGGAGUAUCACCAAGCCGCUAGCCUCAUGCUGCUCUCCGCGCGAAUUGUGUUUCUAGCCGCGAUCCUGCAGAUAAGUCAUUGCACUGGGGCACAGAGCGGGAUACCGCGCGCCGGGAGGUCGGCGACACAUCGAGAGUAUCAGGAGCGAGUAGUACAGACUGUCCUGUCUCGAUUGGUAGAGGUAGAUAUCGAUAAUGCGAACAGUGCCACCACGGGCACCGCUGGCGCUGGACUGACCCCGCACCAGCAGGCUGAUCCUUUCAACUGCCCCAGUUUACCGGCACGCAAUGCCACCAGCACCAGCGUGCACUCACUGCACCCGCAGGACGUCAAGGUCGUCAUGGCAAUGGGCGAUAGUCUGACGGCAGGCUUCGGGGAGAUGGGAGUGCAGGGGCUGGAGCAUGACCUACUGGAGUGGCGAGGCUGGUCGUUCAGCAUGGGCGGCGCGCCGAACGCCAGCACGAUACCGGCGUACUUGAAGCGCUACAACCCGGAUUUGAUCGGCAUGAGUUUGGGCGAGCACACAUGGGAGUUCUGCUGGGGGCUGAUUUGCCCGGAGCGACGACAUCCCGAACUGGACCGUCUGAACGCGGCCCAGAGCUUCGCCAUGAUGUACAACCUCGCCAACGGAAAAGGCAAUCAACUCUCUUACCUGAUCGAGCAGCUGAAAGCCGACAGUCGAAUCGACUUUGAGAACGACUGGAAGGUCUUGUCGAUAUACAUCGGUUCCAAUGAUAUGUGUGCAGGCUGUGACAACAGUACAGCAUGGCAACCGGUCACGUACAAACUGUACAAGCAGUACUUCCGGCAGGUGCUGACCGGUUUGAAGGCCGGAAUACCUCGUCUGUUCGUCAACGUCGUUCAGCUGAUGCAUGUGUCCGUCGUGCACAAUGCCACUCUGCACUCGGAGUACUGCCGUUCCAUGCACAAGUCCAUCUUUGAGUGGGAGUGCUCCUGUGCGUUCUCCGACACUCCCGACGGCCUGGUGAUGCGGCAGAAAAUGGACAACCUCACGGACUUGUACAAUCUGGCGCUGGAAGAAGUCGUCGCUGAAAUCUCGGCAGAGAAGUCCGACACCUUUGCGGCUGUCAUCCAGCCCGGAUUCACUCAGCCAGUUAACGAAACGUUUCCCAUCUCGUUUCUAUCAACAAUUGACUGCUUCCACCCAUCGCUAGCGGCUCAUAUUGCCAUGGCCAAAGUCCUCUGGAACAACAUGCUGUCGCCGAAGGACAAGAAGCUCAGCACGUUCGACUACCAAGCUCCGUUCAUGUGCCCAACAGCCGACUCCGUUUUUCCAACCGGGUGAGAGCUGAGAGGACCGACACCAACUGCACCAGCCGGGUUGUUUUCCAAGUGUAGCAGACACACGGGCGCUAUAUUCUCAUUCCACUCUUACCCGUCGGAACUCAGCAGAUUGCACGUGCGGCAGAUAAGAACAAGAUGUUAAAGACAGUUUGGUUGCGUACUGCAUUGGACAGUUCGCAAAAGGCGUUCAACGGAUUACAACACCAUGUACCCCAGUUUGAUCAUGCAUUGGCUGAUUGAUUUGAUUUCAUUGCCCCUGAUGCCAUUCCCCAGUUUGAGAUAUGUUAUAUCUAUUCAACAGAACUUUAUCAGUGAGCCUCGAUGAUAACUAUUGCCGUAUCUCCGUGCUAUGAGAUGUCCUGUGGCAUUCCCGGGGAUCUCAUCUCUCCCGGGGAUCUCAUCUAGCACCCCCCACCCCCCCUCCUCCUUGUAAUAUCAAAUCUCUUCCAAAAGUAUAUAAAGCAGAAUGACAUCCCCCUGUCUGUUUGCAGAUGGUAAGUUACAGUGUCUGCUCCAGCGCCGGGUGAGCCGGGUAAUCCACCCGGUUGGGCGGCGCUUGGACCCGGUUGAAAAUAUAGUACCGGGUCACCUGUGACCCGGUUGGUACUUUACACUUUCGAACUUUGAAAGGACUGACUACAUGGCUUGUAUGUGUCAGAUACUUCUUCUUCUUUCGUAAUUUUCUAAUUCCUGUCCUCUCUUUUCUAAAUGCGGCUUAUCCAUUCGCCUUUAUAUCAUUGGGCC